Molecule: messenger RNA, 1247 nt
Organism: Thrips palmi
Lineage: Eukaryota; Metazoa; Arthropoda; Insecta; Thysanoptera; Thripidae
Exons: 2
Coding region: 118-1098 (326 amino acids)
Source: RefSeq, a predicted model, not a curated record
GCUGCCCCUGUUGUGUUGUGUGCGUGUGGCGGUGUGUUUGUGUUGGUGUUGGAGUCUCGUGUCUCUGCAGUGCAGUGGUUGAAGUGGUGAUCAAACAUCGAACGCUUUCGGAAGCUCAUGGCACUGGGAAGAAGCUUCAACAUGUCAGCCAAGUCGGCACUGCUGUCGUACUGUGUGUGGAAUUUGUCCAAAGCUCAAAGCGGAAUGUCCGUUUCCAGCGCUCAAAGCAGGUCCGUCAGGCGGAUCAUCGCCUACAGUCUGCUGCGACGCGAGCUGCUGCGCCGCAAGUUGAAGCGUCUGCAGCAACGCCGGCUGUCCAGGGCGGCCUCCACGCCGCACCAGCACCGCCACCGUGAGGACCUCCAGCAGGACCUCCAGCAGGACCUCCACGAGGACCUCCACGAGGACCUCCACGAGGACCUCCACGAGGACCUCGAGGACGAGGAGGUCGUGUCGGCCGAGACCGUCGACAAGGAGCAGCAGACCGAGGAGAGCGACACCUUGAGCGAGGCGGGCGACGACAUGGAAAUGCUGCGCCUUCUGCUCACCGAGAAGGAGCCCGACUCCAUCACUUACUUCGGUUUGUUCCUCGCUGCCAAGCUGCGAGAGAUGGAACCCCUCCACCGGAACCUGGCCAUGGGAGAAAUACUGCAAGUGGUGAACAGCUUUUCCGUCUCAGCGUCCAAUGAAAAUGUCUAUCUUGGUGCUUCACCGAUGCCUGUCGAGAAUGAUUCUCAAAAUGAAUCGGAAAAUGCUGGCCAAGACAGUGGUCACCCUGAUGUUUCUCAUGAUUCGCUUGAAGAGGCUCUCGCAAGGGCUUUUCCAGAUGAGCAAGUAGACACCACUCACGAUGCAUCCCGUGAUGACCUUGAAGUCAAUUCUCCAGGUGACCUUCAAGAGGCUCGACAAGAUGACCUACAAGGCGAUUCUCUUAAUGUUCUUCCAGACGCUGCCCCUGAUGUUGUCAUCAAAGUAGCUCCUCAAGAUUCCCUGCAAGACUCUUUGCAUGAAUCAUCCCAAGAUGAUUCUCAGUGUGCUUCCCUGGGUGAUUACCUUGACUCAUUCCACAAUGCUACUCAAGGUGCUCGUGACCUGUGAGUGUUUCUGUCCUUUUUUUGUUUAUGUCUAUCGCUGGUUGUUGAUUGUUCGACAUCUUACAGAUUGAGGUAAGGUUUGACUGAAAUUGUCAUCUUUCAUGAUGUGUAUUGAUCAAAAAAAGAUCAAUAUUUCAAAAUUUUAUUAUCUUA